AUGGCGAAUUUCUCGUCUGCAACAAAUCGAGAAGCUCUGAUUGCGCAAAGCAUCUGUGGAGCCAUAUUGAAAGGAAGCUGGAAAAACAUUCUGAAACGCAAAAUCGAUUCGGGACUAUUGAAAUCGGCGAUCACCACUCAGGUAAUCUCCGAGCUCUCUCUGUUUUCCGGUUACGGCGGAGCUUCUCUCUCAUGGAGUUUCUUCAGCUGGACUGAUUCCUUCCCGAGCUGCAAACACAACUUACAAUCAUCGUGGCAAAUGGUAUUGAUUCUCACGAAGCACAAGCAUUUCAAAACCGCACACCACCUGCUCGACAAAUUGUCAAAGAGAGAGCCUUUAUCAUCUCCUCUGCUUUUGAGCUCUUUAAUCAAUGGCGUUUCAGAAGAUCCAGAGAUUCUCUCUCACGUUUUAAGCUGGUUGAUGAUAGUCCACGCGAAAUCAGGAACGAUCAACGACUCGAUUGAGGUUUUCGAGCAGAUCAGGAGUUUCGGAUUGAAGCCGCAUUUGCAAGCUUGCUCUGUUCUUCUCAACAGUUUAGUGAAACAGAGAUUGACUGAUACAGUUUGGAAGAUGUUCAAGAAGAUGGUUACUUUAGGAGUUGUGGCUAACGUUCAUUUGUACAACGUAUUGGUUCACGCUUGUUCGAAAUCCGGUGAUACAGAGAAAGCAGAGAAGCUCUUGAGCGAGAUGGAAGAGAAAGGUUUGUUUCCUGAUCUUUUUACCUACAACACGUUGAUCUCCGUGUACUGCAAGAAAGGUAUGCACUACGAGGCUUUAUCGGUGCAAGAUCGGAUGGAGAGAAGCGGUGUGUUGCCUGAUGUUGUGACUUAUAACUCGCUGAUACACGGGUUUUGUAGAGAAGGUAGGAUGAGAGAAGCGACGAGGCUGUUUCGUGAGAUCAAAGGCGUUGUGAAUGUGAACGGUGUUACUUAUAGUACUCUGAUUGAUGGGUAUUGUAGAGUGAAUGAUGUAGAUGAAGCUUUGAGGCUGCGUGAGGUGAUGGAGUCGAGAGGGUUUGUGCCUGGUGUUGUGACUUAUAACUCGAUUCUGAGGAAGCUUUGUGAGGAUGGGAGGAUAAGAGAAAGUAAUCGGCUUUUGAGCGAGAUGAGUGGGAAGAGGAUUGAGCCUGAUAAUGUCACUUGCAAUACUUUGAUCAAUGCGUAUUGUAAGGUUGGAGAUAUGGUUUCUGCAGUGAAGGUGAAGAAGAAGAUGGUUGAUUCGGGGUUGAGGAUGGAUGUGUAUACGUAUAAAGCGUUGAUUCAUGGGUUUUGUAAAGUUCUUGAAUUGGAGAAUGCGAAGGAGGAGAUGUUCUUGAUGGUGGAGAAAGGGUUGUCUCCAGGGUAUUCGAGUUAUUCUUGGCUUGUUGAUGGAUUCUAUAACCAGAACAAGCAGGAGGAGAUUGGGAAAUUUGUGGAGGAGUUUGAGAGAAGAGGUCUUUGUCCUGAUGUUGCGUUGUACAGAGGAUUGAUAAGAAGGGUUUGUAAGUUAGGGCAUGUGGAUUACGCGAGAGUGUUGUGUGAUUCGAUGGAGAAGAAGGGUUUGGUUGGAGAUAGUGUUAUAUACACGAGCUUGGCGUAUGCGUAUUGGAGGAUAGGGAAGGUCGUUGAAGCUUCUGCUCUGUUUGAUGUAAUGUAUAAUCGACGGUUGAUGGUGAAUUUGAAACUGUAUAGAUCGAUCAGUGGCUCUUAUGCUGGUGAUAACGAAGUGUUGAGAUUCUUUUGGAGUCAUGUUGGUGAUAGAUGUCUUAUAUCGAAGAGUAUUUUGCGUGACAUGAACAAAAGUGAGGUUUUGUGA
This is a messenger RNA of Microthlaspi erraticum, 1794 nucleotides long. NCBI's taxonomy places the organism in Eukaryota, Viridiplantae, Streptophyta, Magnoliopsida, Brassicales, Brassicaceae. The record is from the annotation of a GenBank genome assembly.